This is a messenger RNA of Aspergillus pseudonomiae, 521 nucleotides long. RefSeq lists its product as uncharacterized. The transcript has a single exon. Bases 107 to 373 code for a protein of 88 amino acids. The record is from RefSeq and is a predicted model, not a curated record. Lineage: Eukaryota; Fungi; Ascomycota; Eurotiomycetes; Eurotiales; Aspergillaceae.
UACGGAGGAGGAUAUUCAUCAAACCCACACAAGCCAAUGUGGCCUGCAGCGCUGACAGUUGACCUGUCUGAAAGAGGGUCGGGAGGAGGUCCGUGAGACGCUGCGAAUGAUGUGUGAGCCGCGGAGACGACAGGCAAUGGGGACUAAGGAAGAGCUGGCAAGUGUUUGUGUGACAUCUUCUGGGGUUGGUUUGAUAGACCGCAGGAAAGGUCUGGAGCGAGGUUAUCAGGCUCUCCUUUCUCUCGGCAGUUAUUUUUAUCUCACUUUGUGUUUAGAAUCAGGGGGAGCUUUUUUUAAAGGGAAGGGCACUGAGUUGAUGCACAGAUAUCAGAGACUGGAUGAGGCGUCUGAUAGUCCAGCUACACCGUCGUAAGUCGGGAAUCCACACGGCCCAGUCUUGGCAUAGUUGAGAACGAGCUUUCUGUGGACUGAUGGAUUCCCCAUCAGAUGACGACGAUUGGCCGAAAGCAUGGGUCUCGACCCUCCAUGACAGCAACGCUUGGUCCGUGUGUAGGUUGCUU